CUGUAUAUUGAACAUUGUAGGAGCACAGCUGUGUCAGUCUUCGCCGUAGGUGGAGCCGUUGGUGGUAUCUCUAGCGGAUUCGUAGCAGACAAGGCUGGCAGGCGUGGUGGUCUGCUAUUCACCAACAUUUUUGCUUUCCUUGCCUCUGCAUGCAUGGGUUGUGCUAAAAUGGUCGGCUUUUAUCCUUUGAUUAUCGUUGGCCGAUUUUUGAUCGGAAUUUACGCAGCUUGCCAUUCUUAUUCGAAGAUGUUCCUUGAAGGUCUCUCUGUACUAGUACCCAUCUACCUAACAGAAGUCUCGCCCACAAAUCUUCGCGGUAUGAUCGGUUCACUGCAUCAGCUGCUUAUCACAAUUUCCAUAUUAUUUUCGCAGAUAGUUGGACUGCCACAGAUUCUCGGCACAGACGAUCGCUGGCCUAUCAUUCUUGCAUUGACAGCCAUUGUUGCCUUGCUACAGGUGAUUACCUUGCCAAUGAUUCCAGAAUCGCCUAAAUGGUCUCUGGCUGUAAAAGGGGAUGUCGAUAAGGCCACUGCAGAUUUAGAAAAGCUCAGAGGAACAUCAGAUGUUGGUGCUGAGAUGGACGCAUUGAAAGACGAAGCGACAGGCGCAAAAGCAGGAGGGCGUCUUACGUUUGCGGAUAUGUUCCGUGGAUCUCUACGGUGGCCUAUGACUAUUGCAACUAUGCUGAUGCUCACCCAACAGCUCUCCGGCAUCAAUGCUGCAAUGUUUUAUUCAACCUAUAUAUUUAAACAAGCUGGUCUUAGUGAUGUUGGUGCAGUGUACGCUACUAUCGGUAUGGGAACAGUAAACGUCCUGAUGACUAUCAUUUCCACGUGGCUGGUAAGCAUUAGCCAUAAGGUCUAUCGUGGACUAACCUACUAUUUUGCCUGA
Strongylus vulgaris is the source of this 891-nucleotide messenger RNA. Lineage: Eukaryota; Metazoa; Nematoda; Chromadorea; Rhabditida; Strongylidae. The record is from the annotation of a GenBank genome assembly.